GCCGCACCCAAGCUAAAAACGCGCUCAAACGAGCUCAAUCCUGCACGCUGGUGCAAGACAGCGCCUGCGAGGCACCCCAGAGAGCCGGCGCAGCGCUCCGUUGCAUCACUGAGCCGCAAUAUGGCGAGAUCACUGCUGCUUGUGGCAUUGCCACUCAGCCAUGCGCUGCUCGCGCCGCCGACGAGCUACGCCAGGAUACCCGCCCUCCGAGCAAUAGUAAACUACCAAGUAGAAGAAGGCGGCGAAGCUAGAGCGACGCCGCUCUCCGACGACUUCGACGGCGCGGUCCAGGACGCGGCUAAUGGCUUAUUAGGUGCGAUACAAGACGGCUCCCUCAAACUACGAUUAGACUUCGACACGAGCAUGGGCGACGAGACCUACACGAAGCUCAAACUCUCGACGGAGUUCGCGCGAGACGUCGCCAUCGAGUGGGCUCUCAGUAUGGAAGAGGACGAGAACUUGGUGCUCUUCUUCCCCGACGCGGGGGCCGCCGCUCUGGCGAGGCAGGAGUGGAAGAUGGAUGAUUUGGACGAGGCCGAGGUGCCUCCCAACGUGCGCGUCAAGGCUUUUCCGCGCGACCGGCUGGACGCGGACGAUAGGGCGGUCUUCGCGUUAUGUCCGCGGGCGCCGGAGCGGGACGCUUGUGAAGAAUUAGUGAAUACGUGUGAGGAAACUUUGCGGCCCGUCGCUUUCUGUGUGGAAGAAUUUUACGCGAGAGACCUUCACGCCAUCGAGCAGACGCGGUUACGUGGAAAUCAACCAGUGAGUUAGGGUAUGACGCCAUCGAGCAUACGCAGUAAUGGGAAUAUCGUCGCGUCGAUGGCGUGGAGUCUCCACGCCAUCGCGCAGAGCCACCUGAAAUUUGAUCUCCACACAGGUCGCGUUACUGAACCCGUACUUAGUUGAUAUGGGUACGACGGGCUACGGCAUGGCCGGCCGCCUGUUCAAGGAGCGCUUCGUCGACGCCCUCGAGCCGUGCUAUUAUCUGAGGACGCUCGAGUGGGGCGCGCUGGCCCGGACCUACCCGCGGCCCUACAGCGUCUGGCGCCAGUGCGGCCUUGACGAGGAUGUGGAGGGCGGCUACGCGUUCGUGAAGAACUAUUUUUCGCAGCCGAACGACGAAAUGCUGGAGGAGCUCUUCGACGAGGUCUACGGCACGAACACGGGCGGCCCGAUGGACGAAGCCGACGGCGGCGGGGGGAACCUCUUCGACGGCAUCGGCAAGUUCAUCGACGCGUUCCAGAAGUUGUAAUUCGAUCGUUUUGUAAUUUGCUAGGGCUAUA
Molecule: messenger RNA, 1283 nt
Organism: Pelagomonas calceolata
Lineage: Eukaryota; Pelagophyceae; Pelagomonadales; Pelagomonadaceae
Source: the annotation of a GenBank genome assembly